Molecule: messenger RNA, 1068 nt
Organism: Alternaria arborescens
Lineage: Eukaryota; Fungi; Ascomycota; Dothideomycetes; Pleosporales; Pleosporaceae
Product: Guanine nucleotide-binding protein alpha-3 subunit
Exons: 6
Coding region: 1-1068 (355 amino acids)
Biological process (GO): adenylate cyclase-activating G protein-coupled receptor signaling pathway
Cellular component (GO): heterotrimeric G-protein complex
Molecular function (GO): G-protein beta/gamma-subunit complex binding; GTPase activity; GTP binding
Source: RefSeq, a predicted model, not a curated record
AUGGGCAUCUGCAUGAGCACCAACAAUGACGAUGUCGAGCAGAAGAAGCGCAGCCAGGCCAUUGACCGCAAGCUCGAAGAGGACUCGCGACGGUUACGGCGGGAGUGCAAGAUCCUGCUGCUGGGCUCCGGAGAAAGCGGAAAGUCGACCAUAGUCAAGCAGAUGAAGAUCAUACAUCAGAACGGCUACACGCAGGAUGAGCUCGCCAUGUACCGCCUGACUAUAUACAAAAACGUCAUCGACUGCGCAAAAGCCCUCAUUGGCGCCAUGCGACAAUUCGACGUUACCCCCGAGAAGCCAGGCAAUGCCGAGCUCUGCGACUACCUGCUCGAGUAUACAGUCGAUCCUGAUCCCGAGAAGCCCCUCGAUGUACGGGUAGGCCAAGCUAUCACAUCCAUGUGGAGCGAUCCAUGUGUUGGCAAGGUCCUCGAGCACUCGAGCGAGUUCUACCUGAUGGAUUCCGCCCCAUACUUUUUCGACGAGGUAGAACGAAUAUCCGACCCCAACUACGUGCCCAUCGAAUCCGACGUCCUACGAGCGCGUACCAAGACCACCGGUAUCUACGAGACAAGAUUCACGAUGGGCCAGCUCAGCAUACACAUGUUCGACGUAGGGGGUCAACGGAGUGAGCGCAAGAAAUGGAUACACUGUUUCGAAAACGUCACAUCAAUCAUCUUCUGCGUGGCAUUGAGCGAAUACGAUCAAGUGCUGUUAGAAGAAAGCUCACAAAACCGGAUGAUGGAAAGCUUGGUGCUCUUCGACUCGGUAGUCAAUAGCCGGUGGUUCAUGAGAACGAGUAUUAUCCUGUUCCUCAACAAGGUCGAUCUGUUCAAGGCAAAACUCGCACGAUCACCACUCGGCAAUUACUUUCCAGAUUACUCUGGCGGCAAUGAUGUCAAUCGUGCGGCCAAGUAUCUGUUGUGGAGGUUCAACCAAGUCAACCGAGCUCACUUGAACCUAUACCCUCAUCUCACACAAGCCACCGAUACGUCCAAUAUCCGACUCGUCUUCGCCGCCGUCAAGGAAACAAUACUGCAAAACGCGCUAAAAGACUCCGGCAUACUAUGA